This is a messenger RNA of Wasmannia auropunctata (little fire ant), 810 nucleotides long. Its product is annotated as mitochondrial import inner membrane translocase subunit Tim10 B. Lineage: Eukaryota; Metazoa; Arthropoda; Insecta; Hymenoptera; Formicidae. Gene Ontology annotation, cellular component: mitochondrial intermembrane space chaperone complex. The transcript has 3 exons. The record is from RefSeq and is a predicted model, not a curated record. Bases 263 to 502 code for a protein of 79 amino acids.
AGUUUAUCUAUAGUUGAUAAAAUAGGAUAUCUGUGUGCUGUAUAGUGUAUAAAUUCUACACGUGUUCGCCAGUGUUCACAAAACAUGUGUUGCGAAAAAUUAUUUUAUUUCUAAUAUAUCAAAAUAAUAUUUUAUGCAUUGAGCUUAUCACUCUCAAAAAUCAUUUGCAACGUGUUGAAAAUAUACAAUUGUCUACAUGGAUGCGUUACAGCUAAGAAAUUAGUUUAAGGACUUUCUUCUGCUUUACAAUCAGAUAUCUGAAAUGUGUUUUAAAAAAUGUGCAAAUACUUUCCUUUCUCGAGAAAUUACCUCUGACGAAGAUCUUUGCGUAAGCAAUUGUGCACAGAAAUACAUUCAUGCUAAUCAUAAGAUAAUGGAAAUAUUCAUGGAGGUACAACCUGUAAUGGUGCGCAAAAGAAUGGAGGAGAUAAACACAGCUCAAACGGAAUUAGAAACACAAAAUCAAGAAAUUAAAGUGGAACAGAACAAUAAUACAUCUUAGAACAAAAGGGAAUAGAAGCCAAUAAAAAUGAGAAAUGUUAGAAUAUAAUCAUAUCUAUCAUUGACAAUAUUAAAACAGGACGUUAUAACUUGAUAAAGUUUUUUCAGCUGCAAAUACAAAUUUCAAUAAAUAUAUUAUAUUACUUUAAUCGGAAACACGUUUUUAAUAAGGCUGCAAAUGUUAUAUAUACAUCAAUUAAUAUAAUAUAUCGAUCUAGUGAAAUUUACAUUUGCGGCUGAAACAGAUUUAGUUAAGUCGAAACGUCCUGCUUUAAUAUAUUGUUAAAUUAAAUGACAUUUAUAUUUUAA